AGCGUAUGCAUUGAACACUGGCUGAGUUGCUACAUUCAAAAAAUUCUAUGAAUAAUCAGCGACAUUAGAACCUGUUGGGACCAUGAAGCUCAAUCUUUUCUCAAUUUUAGCUGUGUUAUGUUGUUUUGAUAAGUCUCUUGCAUUUACGGGAUCAUUUGUUCAAUCGCCAUUGCAACGAGUCGUUUUGCAUAAAUCUGCCUGCAAGCUACAGCACAUACGUGUUUAUUCUCAGCGAGCAAAUGUCGUCUGCAAUGCUCAACCUUUGAAAAGAAUCAAAAGCCUUUUUCGAUCGGAAAAGAAGCAGCCCGAGGUAGACAUAGUCGUACCGACUUUUUUCCCGCAAGCGGAGCGAAUCAUUGCAAUUGGUGAUGUCCAUGGCGACGUGGAUGCUCUGCAUGAAUGCUUGAAGGUUGCAAAUCUAGUAGAUGAUGGAUGGAAUUGGAUAGGAGGAGCUGCACAUCUAGUGCAGGUUGGCGAUAUUCUUGACCGGGGAAUGGAAGAGCGAAGAUGUCUGCAGUCCUUGUUAGAUUUGAAGCAAAAAGCGGCAGAUGCGGGGGGAGCUGUGCAUGUGCUCCUGGGAAAUCAUGAAGUUAUGAAUGUAGAUUUGGAUUUCAGAUACGUCUCGCCGCGAGAAAAUGCAUGGUUUGGCUGGGAAUUUUUGGACAGAAGACCCAAGAGUGGUAGCAUGUUGGUAAACAUCGCAGACGAGAUUUCGGCAAUCAGAUUUCCGGCGUACAUGAGAGAAAGAGUGUAUGCUUUCAGGCCCGGUGGUGGAGCGGCUCGUUGCUUGUCCAAAAUGCCAAUCGCCAUACAAAUAGGGGAUUCUGUUUUCGUUCAUGGAGGUUUGAGAUUGCAGCAUGUCGAGUAUGGUCUGGAGAAGUUGAAUCAGGAGACUGCGGCUUGGCUGUAUGGAAGUCCACGGUAUACGAAUUUCCCCAAGCCAAGAAUGAUCGACGAUAUCAACUCGCCUAUCUGGUCAAGAAUUUAUUCUGUGCCUUCUCCAAAGCGAGAUGCCGAGCUGGAGCUUGAACAAGUACUCGAGAAACUAAAUGCAAAGCGAAUGGUAGUUGGCCAUACUCCGCAGCUUCGUGGGAUAAACGCGUUUGUAACUCAGAACGGAUAUGAGGUGUGGAGGACAGACACGGGUAUGUCCCAAGGGAUGAUGUCCGGCCCUAUCGAGUGUCUGGAGAUCCUCGAAGAUGGGAGGGUACAUGUCCUCACCCAAGCUGGAAUUGUUCCUGCCGCAAUGCGCAUGCCCGAAGCUGAAGGAGAGUUCAUCAAUGUUUGUGAUGUUGACAGCGGAAUUUGUACCCCGAUGCCGGAGGAAGUCAUGAAGAUUCAGCUCAAGGAAGCAGCAGCAGCAGACUUUUCUGAAGGGCUGGUUGUGGAUGUCGUCAAUGCCCAGGAGAUUGUGGCCAUAGGUCCAGACGAGGCACCGCGAAAUCUUUUAGAGAAGAAGGACAAGGCAGAGAUCGAAGUCCUCAGAACGCUGGAUGAUAGUUCAAUGCCAACGGAACAGAGACUCACUUUCCUCCUUGAGCGCCUAAUUGCGGAUGCUAUCAGACGUGAGGACGAGACUUUGACAAAGAAAACUGUCAAAGAUGUGCUCAAGAAGGUGGUUGGCACGCAGAUAGUUGACGAUUACGCCGAGUUCAUCGGCAAGGAGGUGGAUCGCAUCAUCUCUGAUGAUGACCCCGAGUAUGGCAAGUACGUUAAUCGUAUCUUGGAGAAAUAUGGGACGCUUGUGAAAUAGGAGAAGCAGCCUCCUAAAUCUGAAAUGCAGUUGCGAAUGAAUGCUUGGUGGCAAUUCGU
Guillardia theta CCMP2712 is the source of this 1812-nucleotide messenger RNA. RefSeq lists its product as hypothetical. Gene Ontology annotation, molecular function: hydrolase activity. The record is from RefSeq and is a predicted model, not a curated record. The transcript has 22 exons. NCBI's taxonomy places the organism in Eukaryota, Cryptophyceae, Pyrenomonadales, Geminigeraceae. Bases 83 to 1753 code for a protein of 556 amino acids.